Messenger RNA from Coregonus sp. 'balchen', 3215 nucleotides. NCBI's taxonomy places the organism in Eukaryota, Metazoa, Chordata, Actinopteri, Salmoniformes, Salmonidae. The record is from the annotation of a GenBank genome assembly.
AGUUUGAUUGACAUUUGGGCUGUAUGUGUUCUGUUUUGGUUGCUAGUGGAGACAGAUAACUCUCAGAGGGUGUUGGACAAUGACUCAGCCCAUCAUCUGAAGCUAAGGGAGAGACAGCGCUUCUUUGAGGAGGUGUAUCAGCACGAUAUGGACUUCCUCCUGUCCUCGGCCCACCUGCACAUCGACAGCAGGAAACGUGAGAGAUGCUCAAUACACACACCUACACACACACCUAUACACCCGCACACCAGCACACCCGCAAACCCGCACACCCACACACACACACAAAAGAUAAGCCUCUAUUAUGUAAUCUAUGGACUUAUUAGAACGCACAUUAAAGUCCAAAUAAACAGCACAUAAUUGACUUAAUGAUAAGUAGUAAAUAUAGAGCCAGUUUCUGAGUGUGAUGUGUUGUCCAUACAGCUCCCAUGGGCAGUAUCUCUUCUAUGGAGGUGAACGUGGACAUGCUGGAGCAGAUGGACCUUAUGGACAUCUCUGACCAGGAAGCUCUGGAUGUGUUCCUCAACUCUGGGGCCGACGACAGCCCACUGGCCUCCCCUUUACCAGGUAAUUAUGCCACCUUCCUGGCCCCAUAAAUAACAUACUUACCAGGUUUGCUUUUAGGAGAGGGGGCCCAUAAUAAUUGGUCACAUCAUUUCUCAAAGUAAGGUUUAAAUGUGGAGAGAUUUUCUUUCUAGAGUGGAAUGUACAACUAGCCGUUCUAGAGUGGAAAUACAGUCAUUAUAAAAAGGAACAAGAGCAGUAGUGACUUUUUACAUGUACAUUUGAGCAGGAUGGGAUGGGAAAAAAUACCAUAUUUUUCAUCAAGCUGUUAGUCAUUUCCCUGCGCUCGCUAUAACACUGCAGCACCAAUGUCCAUUGUUUAUGUCUGGCAUUAGCAAGCCCUAAGUAAUCUAUUCUUCUCUAAAUAAAACAUCUCAGUAUGUGAGGUUAUUCAAUAAUUUGGUUGGAUGGGAAAGAAAACAUUACUAGCUACUGCAUGAGAGCUGAUUGGUUACCUGUUCAUUCUCCCUGGGUUUGAACUGGAGUCAAUGGAGCUAGAGGACAUACAUUGCCUUCCUCACAUAUAGAGGGUGCUGUUAAGACUACCUUGCAAAAACAGUUUUUUUUGUGACAUUUACAUUUUAGUCAUUUAGCAGAAGCUCUUAUCCAGAGCGACUUACAGUUAGACAUGUGAAGAUAUUUAGUAUAUCAAAAAGGUAUACAUGUUUUCAUGUUUCAUGCUUCUUUUUAAACUUAAAUUCAGAUAGAGGAGGAUGGUCCCCCUCUUCCUCCAAUGACCAGUCUCUUCUGAACAAGAAUGUAGCUGUUCUGUACCUGAGUGUAUAGGCCUAGUGGUUCUAGUGGUGGUUCUAGUGGUUCUAGUGGUUCUACUGGUGGUUCUAGUGGUGGUUCUAGUGGUUCCAGUGGUUCUAGUGGUGGUUCUAGUGGUGGUUCUAGUGGUUCCAGUGGUUCUAGUGGUUUUAGUGGUGGUUCUAGUGGUGGUUCUAGUAUUGGUUCUAGUGGUGGUUCUAGUGCUUCCAGUGUGGUUAUAUUGGUUCCAGUGGUAGUUCUAGUGGUUCUAGUGGUUCUAGUGAUGGUUCUAGUGGUUCUAGUCUAGUGGUUCUUCGGUAGAGUGUAGCUGUUCUAGAAUGGAACCUUAUUAUCUCUCUGGUUUUCCUGCUCCUGUCAUUGUGACCCUAUAGGUUUGUCAACUCACCCCUGGCCUCUUACAAAACUCUCUUCUAUGCUGCUCUAGCCUCACCCACAGAGACUUGGCACAAUCUAAUUGGUGCCAUAUCACAUUUAAGAUGCAAAACUAAAGCUAGAAGAAUGACACAAGAGAUUAAAACUGCUGUGUAUUAUGUGUGUGUGAAAUGUCUGCACUACCCGGAAAAGGUUGUUGUUGUUUCUCUUUCAUGCAAACUGAUGUAGGGAAAAUAGGGAUUCUGUUUUCAGAAGCAGUUUUGUUUACCCUGGCAUUUACCCUGGCAUCAGAUCACUGUGGUGAUAGAGGGGGAUCAGGUGUAUCGAGAGACUCUCUCAGGGAGGAAAUCGGUGCAAACCUUUUGGUUUGUUUUAUAUAUCAAUAACUCAGUAUGAAAGGAACAGCUUUAAUUUAUACUUAGGGAUGUUUCUGGUGUUAGACACCAUUGACAUGCUGAAGACAUAGACCUCAUUAUUCCUCUAUUAGGGCCGAUAGUACUGUCAUUAACUGGUUUACCCACCACACCCAUUAGAAACUCAUUACAAACAGUUGAGGAAUGUUCACUUGAAAGCGUGUGUUUGGCCCCACCUAUCAUCAAGGGAUUUACAGUCACACUUUAUUUGCUCUACAGAUGGUCAUACUGUCUGUUGGUAAGCAACUGUUGAUAAGCAACUGACUAUCUGUUGAUAAGCAGUUGCUUGCUAAGGUUACGGUUAGGUUAAGGUUUAGAUUAAGUGUUAGGAUAAUGGUUAAGGUUAGAGUUAAGGCUAGGGUUAAGGUUAGGAUAAGGGUUAAGGUUAGGGAUAGGGUUAGUAGAUAGUUACUUGAAAUGUUACUGAUAGGCUGUAGAUCGACUUUCCAAAUAAAGUGCUACCAUCUUUUCAUCAGUCUGUUACACCCUUAUAUAUUGCCUUUGAUUUAAUAAUAGAGAUAGUAUCAACAGAACAGAAGACUUCCAUUUCAAAUGUCAUGGCAGUGCGACUGAGGACAUCCUGUUGUUUACACAACACUGAGAUAAUGAUGAGGUACUGUGAAAGGAUGGUAACUGUAAGUGACAUUUCAAAUGACCACAACAAAGGCUGUCAGGGUUGAUACAAAUUCCUUUCAGUGGUAAUUACAUUCCUUUUCAUAACAUUUCCAUGCCUUGAACCUCAAUGUCAUGAUGCUUGUUCCUUUUCUAUUAUUUUCUACUCAUGUCUUCUGUCUGCUCCUCUGGCCCACAGCAGAGGUAGACGAUGAAGAGGAAGACGAGGAAGACGAGAGCAAAGAGGUUGUCUACAGGGAGCGUGUGCCAACUUGCGACGGUUGCCAGGGUUCAAAAUCUCGCAUGUCAUCCACCUCUUCCGGUUCCAGUGACACCAGCGGGACCGACACCCAUGUGGUCCAAUCAGAUGACGAGGAGGUGCACGCAGACACCCUGUUGCUGACCUCCGUGCCUCGAACAAAAGAUGAAGAGACAGAGGAAGAAGAGGAAGAUGAGAGAGGCCUGUCCGCUCCGUUGUCAUAG